AUGCAGUCGUCAGAAGCCCCUCGCCGACGAGCAAGGAAGUUGUUCUAUGGACUGAAAGACAAACUGUCUUCUCGUUCAACAUCGCCCUCAGUCGCUUCAGUUCACUCUAAGCGAGAUGUAUCCGCUUCAGAUUCCCAACGCCAUGAAUGCAAGAGUCUUGAACCGAUAGUGGCGAGUGUACCGGAUGGCUUGGACUUUUGGCUGCGAGCUCUUAACAAGUUGUCGGCCGAGAAAAGAGCUGCUAUUGGAACCUCAAUUUCACAAAAGUUGAAUGUCUCUGAAACCUCUUGCCUCCUUGACGAUGUUAAAGAAGCCGUCCAAAAACAGGCCAGGCAGCAUGAGGGAAAACGCUGGAUGGUCGAUUUUGGAGGGAAGAAGAUCGUACUCCGUGAUAAGGUUGUAGACCCAGUGCAUAUGGUUUUAUCUUGGGCGGGCAUUCGCCUUCUUCUUCAGUUUACGCUCGCCGAUGCCAAGCAAAGUGAAGUCCUCCUCUAUGGACUGGACAUCGUGGGUUAUCUCAUCAAUCGUUGUAAGGUGUACGAAAUUUUGUAUCUCAACAAUACGGACAAUCUACCCUCCAAAGCAGAAGAAAAUCUUCGACACGCGGUAGUCCAACUAUAUGUGACCAUUUUAACAUUUCUUGCCACGGCAAUGAAGCUAUAUUCAGGUCAAUCUGGAACUCUUGCGCUCAACGAUCAAGCAGUCCAGUCUGAGGCGGAAAACUGUGAACGUGAUUGCACUCGAAUUUUGCGUGAGCAAUCGAGAGCUGAGCACACCGAACUAAAGGGGUUACUACAAGAGCUACAGACUACCUUCAACAAAAAUGUUAUUGUGGACUGGGUUCAGACAGAGGAAUGGGUUAAUUUUCUUCGGUGGAUAUCCGAGCUCCCAUUUGAAGAUGUGCACUCUAACGCCAAGCUUGGCCGUGUAGAGAACACAGGACAAUGGCUGCUGGACCACACUUUGCUUACAGAUUGGAAAACUAGCCAUGCCCCUGGAAUUUUCUGGCUGAACGGAUCGGCUGGAACUGGAAAGACCAAACUUGUGACCACGCUUGUGGAUCAUUUGCUAUUGGAGCUCGGCGCAGAUGAUGCUAUUGCAUACUUCUACUGUGAUGCUGGCCGUGGAAAAUCACUAGGAGUUUUGUCUAGUUUAUUACGCCAGCUAGCUUCUUCUCGAAACGGGCAAUCAAUCCAACAGCCGCUUUUUGAUGCAUACAUGAUAAAGAAAAAGAACGGCUUUGCCUCCAAGGCCCUCGGCGUAGGCGACAUCCAGCAGGAGCUGCUUAAUAUCGUCGAUAUCUUCCCUCGAACAUUCAUCGUAGUUGACGCUUUGGAUGAAUGUCAGAAGGACGUUCAAGCAGUUCUAAUCAAAACAUUGAAUUCUCUUGUUGGGAAAACCUCAAGGCCGGUCAAAGUCUUGCUUUCCAGUCGCCCUGAGCCAUAUAUCAGGGAUCUGCUGGGCGACGUGGUCGAAGUGGAAGUCGACAAGUCAGGCAACUCAAAAGACAUUAGUAAAUUUAUACACGAAUCCGUUUAUCAUCCACAUGUAUAUCUAGAAGGCUUCCCGUGCAACAAGUACUGGAACAAAAACAUGCCUGUCAAGUUUAGAGAGGAAAUUUGCACGGCCUUAAAUCAGAAAAGUGGAGGCAUGUUUCAAUGGGCAAAGCUACAAAUUGCCCAGCUAAGGCGACUAGAAAGUGAGAACGACAUUCGAAGCUACCUUGGAAAGCUUCCAACGGAGUUGAAAGGCUUGUACGAUUCUAUAUGGUCUGACAUCCAACAAGAACAUGGAAACAAGCCGAUAGUUGCUAAAAGAGCGUUCCAAUGGUUGGUCUGCAGUCGGAUACCUCCAACUCCCAAUGAAUUACUGUUUAUUGUCAGCCAAGACACUGACGGAUUCUAUAAAGACGAAAGCGAAGAGAAAUUGUUUCCAGCUUCGCCACUCGCCGAGGAUAUCGAUUAUGUUUUGACAGCGUGCCGGAAUCUGGUAGUCGUUGACAAAGCAGCUGGGGUUUGCAAGUUCUCUCAUCAUUCUGUGCAUGACCACUUCACGAAUGCUUCGGAAACCAUGAGCCCACAUCCCAAUACCCUUGCUGCUAAGCUAUGUCUUUUGCUUCUUCUACGCCACCAAGUUGACGAAGAUGUUGUUUUCAACAAUGUGGGCGCAUAUUGGCCCGAUACCUAUUAUUCAUCUGCUCUAGAUGCCCCGGGCCGAAUGGAAUGGGCAGGCAUUAUUCUAUCGUUCCAGGAAACUGUUGCUGAUGAUCUAAUACUUACAUAUCGUCGUGCAGACCCUCGGAAUAGUAUAUCACCCGCGGAUACUCUUUUCUACUACCCCGAAGAUCACUGGCUGUGGCACUUGAAAGUUCACGAGAAUCCGUACCCUGACCACGAGUUAGCUAUUCUCUUUCAACAAUUCUUAGGAAGUUUCGACGAAGCUUCAGACGCCUUCAAGCGACACUGGAUCAGAAAGGGCGGAAUAGUAGAACCUCCUGUUUUCCUAGCUGCAUCGAAUAGGAUCUACUUUCUUCUUCGCGAAUGCUCCCCUCAAAUUAUGCAAUCGAUGACGAAGAACGGGGCCCACGUUGAUCUGUACAAUGGUACUGACGGAUCAAGUCUGAUGCUUGCUGUUAAAAAGAAAGAUUAUAAAAUAUCCAGAUGCCUCCUCGAAGAUGGUGUCAGCUUACACUGUGAAGGGCAGAAUGGCGCUAGCCAUUGGGGAUCCGCGGCACUGUAUUUGGCAGUUGCACAUGAAGACAUGAAAAUGAUGCAACUUCUUAUUGAUCACGGGGCGAAGUUCAACGAUUGGCAUGACUUUAUCAGAUUGGCCAUUGGAGGAAACGUGAGUAUCUUGCGUUGUUUCCUUGGCCACCUGGAACUAUUUUCGCACAGCACGGUCAAUGUAAUACAUUCGAAGCUCGACCGACAGAAUUGCGCGUCAAAUCGACUCAUGCAUAGCGCAAAAUUACACGAUCUUCCGAGCAUCGCUCUGAUGUUGCGUGAGCUUGGUUGCGAUAUUGAUGCUAGUGAUGACAAAGGUAAUACACCGCUGUCAACUGCGGCCAAGGAAUGCAAUAAAAACAUGAUUGAGUUGUUACUCGAUUUGGUGGCAAAUAUCAAUCCGCCAAAAAUCAAAGAUAUUCAAGGAACACAUUUUCGUCAUAAUAACGUCCCACUGACGGCUGCUAUACAUGGUCUUGAGUUUUGUAAUGAAGAUAUCAAAAUUCAUGGAACUCUAGAAAGUACGGUUGAACUUCUUCUAUCUCGAGGAGCGGAUCCCAACCGCAAAAGUGGAAGACUUGGAAACGCCCUUUUAGGAGCAAUUCAGCUUAAUAGCGAAGUCAUUGUGGAUUACAUACUGAAGGCUUCACCUGAUGCCCUGGCUCGAAUAGAAAAUCGAGGGGCUCUGGCCUUAGCAGCACGAUAUUCGACAUUCAGCAUGGUAAAAUAUCUUAUGGAAAAGGGAGCUGGCAUCAACUUACCAGGGGGUCUGACCGAUGAAUCAAUUUACUUUGAUUACCCUAAAGCCCAAAGUGUAAAGUCUGUCAAGCAUCAAGUCGAACUGCCAAUAAUUGAAGCUGCUAUGAAAGGAGACCUAGAGAUGGUACAGAUACUCAUCGCUCAUGGAGCUGAUGUCAACGCCACCGGAAUUAUUUAUGGUAACGCGCUAUGCGCGGCUGCACACGAGAGACAUGAGAAGGUGGUUGAGUUCCUCAUAGGUUGUAAUGCUGACGUCAACAAGCAAGGCGGUGUGUAUGGGGAAAUGCCUUUGCUAGCUCUCACUCAUAACGGAUGGGCAAACUAUAGCUUUUUCGCAAGUCGACCUGGAUGCGAUAUGGAAUCCGUUUCAGUCGCUUACGCAAUACGUCAGUUGAAAGCAAACCAAGUUGCGGUCCUUUUAUUAGAAAACGGAGCCGAUCCAAAUGUUUAUACAGAGAAAUAUGGAAGUGCUCUAUCUGCUGCGCAGUCAAGGGGGCAAAGACAGAUGGUUGAUCUUCUUCUCAGAUAUGGUGCAAAACCUGUUGAGGGUAUCGAAUGCUGCGAAAGAGAUGGUCGUGAAGUUCUAGAGGGAGAGGUCGAACAGUCGGCGUACGAGUACGCGAUACGACAUAAACUAACAUCCUUUCCCUUACUUCCAGGAGAGUUUGAUGAGCUCUCUGAAGAGGAUAACUGCCGUAGGCAUUCGGAGAAACGUGCAGAAGAAAUAGAGCAUAGUUAUUCUACGGAACAAAGGAGCUGA
Glarea lozoyensis ATCC 20868 is the source of this 4242-nucleotide messenger RNA. Its product is annotated as Ankyrin repeat-containing protein. Lineage: Eukaryota; Fungi; Ascomycota; Leotiomycetes; Helotiales; Helotiaceae. The record is from RefSeq and is a predicted model, not a curated record. The transcript is spliced from 7 exons. Gene Ontology annotation, molecular function: protein binding. The coding region runs from base 1 to 4242 and encodes 1413 amino acids.